Messenger RNA from Adineta ricciae, 1617 nucleotides. Lineage: Eukaryota; Metazoa; Rotifera; Eurotatoria; Adinetida; Adinetidae. The record is from the annotation of a GenBank genome assembly.
AUGGAUAGCUUACUGAUUAUAUUACUUAUUAUUCUUUUAUUGCUGGGUUGCUUCCUCGCCUUCAAUCGAUAUCGAGACUAUCAGUAUUUCAAGGAACGUGGUAUUCCAACGCCACCGUUUAAUUUUUUGUUCGGUCAUUUGCUAAAAAUGUGGUCAGCAGACUCUUUCGCUCAUCAAUUACAAAAAUGGACUGUUCAGCACGGCAAAAUCUAUGGAAUUUUUGCUGGUUCUUCACCUAUUUAUAUUGUAUCUGAUGUCGAUUUUCUUGAGCAAGUGUUUAUCAAACAAUUCUCGAAUUUUUAUAGACAUGCAACAGAUGUAACAGAACAUACUGUAACAAAAUCAAAACGUGGUCUUCUAAUUGCGAGUGGAAAUCAAUGGCGAAGACAGAAACAAAUUGUCGGGUCGAUCAUAUCCACAGGCAUGAAACAGAUGAACUCGCUCUUUGAUAAGUGCAUUAAUGAUAUGCUGGUCACAUUAGAAACAUCAACAAAUACUGAUAAUGAAGAAUUUAACAUCUAUCCAUUGUACAAGGCAACCUUUUGGAAUAUGGCGUGCGGCACAUUUGGUAUCGAUACAUCUAUGGAGAAAGAAGCGACUGACGAAUUAUUUGAUACAUUUGAAAAGUUUUUUACAACGAACGCUAAUGAUUAUACAUUAUUAAGAGCAGUUGAAAUGUUUCCUUCUUUCGACACUAUUCUACUUCGAUUAUUUGAACUGUACAAUGGAGUAGGCCAAUUCAUUUCUCGUAUAAUAUGGCGUAUAUUUCGCAAUAUGAUGUUCGAAGGAUAUGCGUUAUAUAGAGUUAAACAACAAUUGUUAUCACUAUUUGAAAAACGAUGGAAAAAUUCAAAUUAUUGGCGAACUGUUCAAACACAAACCACAGAUUUUCUUGCCAUGAUGAGUGUCAUGCUAACUUUCGAUCCAAUUACGGAUGAGAAAGAUACUGUCGAGGGAAAAUCAGAACAACAACAGCAACAACGUCUGAUUGGUCCACAUGAAAUUGUUGAUAACGCUUUUGCUUUUAUGGGAGCUCAGUAUGUGGGAAAUGCUGCUAUAAUGGCUUGUUCUUCUCACAUAUUAGCCACCCAUCGCGAUGUACAGAAAAAACUUCUAGAAGAAAUCGAUCACUUCUUGCCUCCUAUCAACCAGAAACAGAUCGACGGUGAUGUUGUCGCCAAAAUGCCUUAUCUCGAUAUGUUUAUUCGGGAAAUUUUACGAAUGUACCCAAUUUCCACGUUAGGUAUCGAGCGAAGAUGUAUGAAAGAUACCAUAGUUCAAGGUUUACAUGUAACUAAAGGUUCUGUAAUUCAAGCUGAUGUGUAUUCAAUUCAUUUUGAUCCUGAUCUAUGGGGACCUGAAGAUCCAAAAAGUUUCUGUCCAGAACGACAUUCUACGACAAGACGACAUGCAAUGGCUCUAUUGUUUUUUGGUGCCGGUCCGAGAAUGUGCCCAGGUGUUCGAUUGGCUCUCACGACUGCUAAAAUGUUACUAGUUCGUCUUCUUCAAAAGUAUACAAUUGAGUCUUCUCAAAACCAAGAAGCAUUAUUGGAUUUUAAGGAAAAAGUUAUUCAAUUACCAACGGAUGCAUGGAUCAAGUUAGUUGUGAGAAAAUGA